GUGGGCCUUUUUCCGAAGCUGAGUUCCCUUUCGAGGAGCAGACAGCAGACGGCAUGGACCCUCGGCGGGGAAAGGCGACGCGGAAACUUAAAAAAGCCGAAGCUGCGGCCCCAAAACGCUCGGCGCGCAGUGCGAAGGGCGCCCUGGAGGAGCCCGACAAAUCUCCGCCGGCUUCCGGGGCCGCCCAGUCCUGCAGGGAAAGGUGCAGCCCCGAUGGGAAGUCGGAGUCCCUGCGGCAGAAGAGCGCCCCGGGCCCCCAGGCGAGGCCGCAGGUCGGCGCACUGGGGGCCCGCUCCAAGAAAGCGCCCCUCUGCGCCGGGGACACUCAUCCCUUGGGCGCCGCCACCGCCGUCCCGUUGGAGGGACAGGAGUCUUCUGCGUCUCCAAGGGCGCCCCUUCCCAGGGCGGAAUCUCGCUGCGAAGGGAGGGCGGAAUCCGCUCAUGAGCAGAGAUCCGCGCCCGGGCCUAAGGAGUUGCGGAACCCCGGACCGCUGGUCCGGGCCCCGAGCCUUGGCCGAAGAGAGUCGGCGCCUGGCGCCUGUAAGCUUCGGGCUGUGCUGGAAAAGUUGAGGUUGAGCCGUCAGGAGAUCAUCUCGGCGGCUGAGGUCGUGAACGGGGUCGUGGACCACCUGCUGCGGAGACUGCAAAGCUGCGAGUCCGAGUUCAAAGGCAUCUCACUGCUGCGCACCGGGAGCUACUACGAGCACGUCAAGAUAUCUGCUCCUAAUGAAUUUGAUGUCAUGUUUAAACUGAAUGGCUACAGAAUUCAGCUAGAAGAAUAUGGCAAUAGUGGUGCUUUUUACUUUGUGAAGUUCAAAAGAAAUCCUGGGGGAAAUCCUCUGAAUCAGUUUUUAGAAAAUGAAAUACUGUCUGCUUCUAAAAUGCUGACAAAGUUUAGGAAAAUCAUUAAGGAAGAAAUUAAAAACAUUGAAGGUAUAGAUAUUGUUUUGGAGAGGAAGAAGAGAGGAAGCCCUGCUGUAACACUUCUUAUUAGAAAACCUAAAGAAAUAUCUGUGGAUAUAAUCCUGGCUUUGGAAUCAAAAAGCAGCUGGCCUGCUAGCACCCAAGAAGGCCUGCCCAUCAGUAACUGGCUUGGAACAAAAGUUAGGACUGAUCUAAGACGACAGCCAUAUUACCUUGUACCUAAGCACGCAAAGGAAGGAAAAGAUUUUCAAGAAGAAACAUGGCGUCUGUCCUUCUCUCAUAUUGAAAAGUAUAUUUUGAAUGAUCAUGGACAAACUAAAACAUGCUGUGAAAAUAAUGGAGUGAAAUGUUGCAGGAAAUACUGUUUAAAACUAAUGAAGUAUCUUUUAGAACAGCUGAAAAAAAAGUUUGAAACCCGAAAAGAACUGAACAAAUUCUGUUCUUACCAUGUGAAAACUGCCUUCUUUCAUAUAUGUACCCAGGUCCCAAAUGACAGUCAGUGGCACCCCAAAAACCUGGUCGAGUGCUUUGAUAACUGUGUGACAUACUUUCUUCAUUGCCUCAGGACGGAGCAACUGAGGCAUUAUUUUAUUCCUGGAUUCAAUCUAUUCUCUCCAGACCAAAUUGACAAAAUAAGUAAAGAAUUUCUGUCAAGGCAAAUUGAAUAUGAAAGAAACAAUGGAUUUCCAGUUUUUUGGUGAAUUUUGAAAUUAUGUUUUAAAAAAGGACCCAGAUUAGAGUGACCUUAUAAUAAUUAGAAUGUUUUAAGUUUAUCACUGUGAUGAUGGACUAAGAUGAAUGAAAAUAGUUAUUCAGCUAUCAGUUUAUCUUAAUAAAGUACAAAAGGAAUGAUUAUCGCAGAAAGAGAUUAGUCAAGGAAUAAGAUGCAAAAAUUCUUUCAUGCCUCACACUGUACACAAAAACAAAUUCCAAACAGGUUAAGGACCUAAACAUGCAAAUUAAGCCAUAAAAUUCAUAGAAGAACAAGUGGGACCUGAUAAAAAUUAAAAACUUUUCUCCAACAAAAGACUUAACCAAAAAAGCAAGAAGACAAUCUACUGACUGGGAGAAUAUCAUCGGAAGCCAUAUAU
Trichechus manatus latirostris (Florida manatee) is the source of this 2015-nucleotide messenger RNA. RefSeq names its product cyclic GMP-AMP synthase (gene CGAS). Gene Ontology annotation, cellular component: nucleus; cytosol; site of double-strand break. Gene Ontology annotation, molecular function: double-stranded DNA binding; chromatin binding; 2',3'-cyclic GMP-AMP synthase activity. The record is from RefSeq and is a predicted model, not a curated record. Gene Ontology annotation, biological process: cellular response to exogenous dsRNA; positive regulation of defense response to virus by host; paracrine signaling. The coding region runs from base 54 to 1625 and encodes 523 amino acids. Lineage: Eukaryota; Metazoa; Chordata; Mammalia; Sirenia; Trichechidae. The transcript has 5 exons.